This is a messenger RNA of Dama dama (fallow deer), 3650 nucleotides long. RefSeq names its product vitamin D receptor (gene VDR). Gene Ontology annotation, molecular function: vitamin D response element binding; nuclear receptor activity; zinc ion binding. Gene Ontology annotation, biological process: multicellular organism development; negative regulation of transcription by RNA polymerase II; positive regulation of transcription by RNA polymerase II. The transcript is spliced from 10 exons. Lineage: Eukaryota; Metazoa; Chordata; Mammalia; Artiodactyla; Cervidae. The record is from RefSeq and is a predicted model, not a curated record. Bases 170 to 1447 code for a protein of 425 amino acids. Gene Ontology annotation, cellular component: nucleus.
GCUGGGUUGCCUCCGCCUGUCAAAAGGCAGCCGCGGAGCCCGGGGCGCCGGGAGCUCUGAGCAGCGUGCCCACCCGCAGGAACAGAGUCCUUUUGGCUGGAAGCGUCUACGAACCCUCAUAGAAGGGCGCCCCUGGGCCUGACUUCCCUGUCCCCCUGCUUCUACAGCCAUGGAGGCGACUGCGGCCAGCACGUCCUUACCUGACCCCGGGGACUUUGACCGGAACGUGCCCCGGAUCUGCGGGGUGUGCGGGGACCGCGCCACCGGCUUCCAUUUCAACGCUAUGACCUGCGAAGGCUGCAAAGGCUUCUUCAGGCGGAGCAUGAAGCGGAAGGCGCUGUUCACCUGUCCCUUCAAUGGAGACUGCCGCAUCACCAAGGACAACCGUCGCCACUGCCAGGCCUGCAGGCUCAAGCGCUGUAUUGACAUCGGCAUGAUGAAGGAAUUCAUCCUGACCGAUGAAGAGGUGCAGCGGAAGCGGGAGAUGAUCCUCAAGCGGAAGGAGGAGGAGGCCUUGAAGGACAGCCUCCGGCCAAAGCUGUCGGAGGAGCAGCAGCGCAUCAUCACCACCCUGCUGGACGCCCACCACAAGACCUACGACGACACCUACUCCGACUUCAGCCAGUUCCGGCCUCCAGUUCGCAAGAGUGAGCACGAGGGGAACCAUCCUUCAAGGUCGAUACUCACGCCCAGCUUCUCUGGAAGCUCGUCCUCCUCCUCUUCGGAUCACUGUACCUCCUCUCCAGACACAACGGAGCCAACCAGCUUCUCCAACCUGGAUCUGAAUGAAGAAGACUCCGAUGACCCUUCUGUGACCCUGGACCUGUCCCAGCUCUCCAUGCUGCCCCAUCUGGCUGACCUGGUCAGUUACAGCAUCCAAAAGGUCAUCGGCUUUGCCAAGAUGAUCCCAGGGUUCAGAGACCUCACCCCUGAGGACCAGAUCGUGCUGCUGAAGUCGAGUGCCAUUGAGGUCAUCAUGCUGCGCUCCAACCAGUCCUUCACCCUGGACGACAUGUCUUGGACCUGUGGCAGCCCGGACUACAAGUACCAAGUCAGCGACGUAACCAGAGCCGGACACAGCCUGGAGCUCAUCGAGCCCCUCAUCAAGUUCCAGGUGGGGCUGAAGAAGCUGAAUUUGCAUGAAGAGGAACAUGUCCUGCUCAUGGCCAUCUGCAUUGUCUCUCCAGACCGCCCCGGAGUGCAGGAUGCUGCGCUGGUCGAGGCCAUCCAGGACCGCCUGUCCAACACGCUGCAGACCUACAUCCGCUGCCGCCACCCGCCCCCAGGCAGCCACCUGCUCUACGCCAAGAUGAUCCAGAAGCUGGCGGACCUGCGCAGCCUGAACGAGGAGCACUCCAAGCAGUACCGCUGCCUCUCCUUCCAGCCCGAGUGCAGCAUGAAGCUCACGCCCCUCCUGCUCGAGGUGUUUGGCAACGAGAUCUCCUGACUCUGGCGGCCUGCACUGGCGCCUGGGAGGGGCGGCCUCUCCAGGGCCGGGCACCCAGGCCUGGGGCUGGCGGCUGCCCAGCAGCCCUUUCCACCCCUGCUGGGGCUCAGCCCCUCCGCUCCCGCCUCCCCUCCCUGGCUGGCCCAUCCUCUCUCCUGCCCCGUCUAACACCAGGUCGCCCUCACCUGCCGGCCACAGGCUGCCCCCCGCCACCCCACCCUUCCUUCCCUCAAGGCCUCAGUCAUGAGGAUUUUUCAUUUAUUUGACAAAGGAAGUCAAAUGGGGGCAGAGGGCAGAGGCUGAAGGUGGGCCCUUGCCUGGGGAUGCCCCUGCCACUCCGGAAGCGGCUGCUGGCUGGUGCCAAGGGAACAGGCAGGAGGGAGAGACAGAGCCAUUCCUCAGGGACAGAGACACCCGUACCUCCACUGCACUCCAGGCCCACCCAUCCAGAGCUGCUGGGACCACCCUUCUUCCGCCCACCCACGAUACUGACUCACAACCCCCUCCUCAUUCUGCUGCCGGUCCGUGCUGUCUGCCCCUGGGCAGCGUGCCACGAUGGGCCCUCCUCCUCUGCCUUCUUACCCUGGCCCUCCUCGGACACUCGCUGCCAAGGAAGCCCCAAAACCAAGGUGACCAAGAUCACAACCCCCACCCUCCUUCGCACGCUGCCGGCCAAAGGGUGCUUGCCUAACGCUGUAGGGCCCACCGUCUUCCUAUCACCAUGGUAACACUCUCCCCGGUAGUAGCUCUGGUAGGAUGGGCUUUCUCCCCGUGGUAGGGGCCACUGGCCCAGAACCGAAGUGCUGAGAGGCCAAGCAGGGAAGCGAGCAGGGCCCAGGUGAUGCGAGGACAGGUAAAUGCAGCCUGGUAGAGGAGUGGUAGACACAGGCCCCACCCAUCCUGCCACCGAGCCCACGGCUCCUCAGCCUGGAUCUCAGGGGCUGGCGAGGCGGGAGCUCUUCUCCCUCCCACAGUCCACGUGGCAGGACUGAACGGCCCCCAGGCGUCAGAGGAUUGUGGCCACCAUCCUCAUUCAAACCCUGCGGGCCCCGACAACCCACCCCAGACAGACGACCGGCCACAGGCUCCAGAGCCCUCGCACAGCAGCUGUGGGGCUGGACAGGCCUCACCCUGGGGUGGAUGGCCAAGGGUGGUGACCCAGAGAUCGGUUCACCGUCCCCGCCCCCAGCAGUCUGGAGAAGCCACUUACCAUCAGGGCCUCUUCUUUCCUUCCUGGCAGGAUGGGAUAAAGUGUAAAAGUGUCAGUCACUCAGUAGUGUCCGACUCUUUGCGACCCCAUGGACUGUAGCCCGUCAGGUUCCUCUGUCCAUGGGAGGGUGGGAUGAGGGAGAGGAAUUUCCAGAUCCCAACAGCCCCAGCCCACCCUGGCUGCCUGAGUCUGCUUCCAGCACCACUCCAUCAUCUCAAGUGUGGGUGGGGGGCAGCGGGUCUGCGAGAGCACUUCCGGUGGAGUUGGGUGAGGCUGGUUCCUCCUUGUUCCCACCCCGCCCACUAAUGUCAGAAAGGGCCAGUGAGGCAGGUGCGAUGGGAGCACCAAACUUCAAAGUCAGUGUUCUUCCCAUAUCUAGAGCUGAUAGAUGGAAGUUGUCUUUAGAAUCAGACGCCUUUGGGACCACAUCCUGAUAUAGUGGAUAGUAGGCACCGCUCAUGAAGAGAUGCUUAUGGGAGAUGUGGACUUACAUUGGGGAAGUUCCGCACACUAUUGUUGUUAUUUUACAAAUUAAGGAGAGACCCUUGGGAUCCGAUUGUAGAAAAGUCUUGAAAAUCACUAACCCAGUUCAGUCCCCUUGUUAGAGAAAACUGAUGCUGAGGAGAAGGUGUGACUCACCCAAGCUCGUGUGACUAGCUGGGAGCAGCCGCAGGUCUGGGCCUGGACGUUGGCCGUGGGUCCCGUGCUGUUUUUCCUACACCGCGCUAGAGCUCAGACUUCAUGUCCCAUUCCCUGGUGGCUAACCUGCCCCUCGGUGGAAGCCCUGGGUUUUCGACGGAGCGAGUCCAGAGCCCUGCUUCUCCUUCCUGGGCUGUCAGCCCACUGAGCCCUCAGGACCAGGAAAAGGGGCGCCCCAGCCUGCGUCUCAGUGUGACUCACACCCCACCCCAGUGUGGCCGUGAUCAGGCGGGGUCUCUGUCUCAGCUUGGUUUAAUGCUGUUGCCUUAUCAAUAAAGCGAAUUUGUCUUUGUA